Molecule: messenger RNA, 1800 nt
Organism: Penicillium pulvis
Lineage: Eukaryota; Fungi; Ascomycota; Eurotiomycetes; Eurotiales; Aspergillaceae
Product: GMC family oxidoreductase
Exons: 2
Coding region: 1-1800 (599 amino acids)
Molecular function (GO): flavin adenine dinucleotide binding; oxidoreductase activity, acting on CH-OH group of donors
Source: RefSeq, a predicted model, not a curated record
AUGAAUACCGCAACUGUUCCUUUGGAAGCAGACUAUGUCAUUGUGGGUGGUGGCACUGCUGGCUUGGUCCUCGCCUACCGGCUGUCUGAGGAUCCUACCAAGUCAAUUGUGGUCUUGGAAGCUGGAAAGGACAUGACAGCAGAUCCUCGGGUGCAAAUCCCCGCCAUGUGGACAACGAUGAUGGGGUCUGAGGAAGAUUGGCAGUUGAAAUCCACUCCUCAGAAUCAAUUGAACAACCGAGUCAUUAAGGCAACCCAGGGAAAGAUCCUAGGAGGCUCUUCCGCGAUCAAUGGCCAGGCCUUCAUCGCACCCUCACGAUUUGUCUACGACGCAUGGGCAAAAUUGGGCGCCGAGGGAUGGUCAUGGGAGAAUGUUCACCCAUACUAUCAGAAAUCUUACACUCUUCAACUUCCAGACUCUGCCACUCGCGAGCAUCUGGACCUUGGUAGUUGGGUAGACGAGAAAAGCCAGGGAUCAUCUGGCCCACUCAAGGUUUCCUUCCCUGCCGUGCUUCAGGAUCCCCUAGCUAAGGCAUGGGCCGAUACUUUCAAAGCACUCGGGCACUAUGUUACAGCGGAUCCUUUCUCGGGAAACUCGGUAGGUGGCUAUAGCAAUAUGGCCGCAGUUGACUAUGUCACCAAAACAAGAAGCUAUGCUGCGUCGGCAUAUGGAAUUCCCGCAAAAGAGCGCCCGGGCGUUCAUAUCAUUACCGAGGCACUGGUUCAGAAAGUCCUCUUCGAUGGAACAACGGCUACCGGGGUUCUAGUCGCCAUAAACGGGCAAAGUCACACCGUCGGAGCCAAGAACGAGGUUAUUAUCUCGUCUGGCGCUCUUAAUACCCCCAAGCUCCUUGAAUUGUCUGGAAUUGGCAACAAGGAGAUCCUGGAUCGAUAUAACAUCCCCGUCAUCGUUGACAAUCCCAACGUUGGAGAGAACCUUCAGGAUCACCUCAUGUCUGGCAUCAGCUUUGAGGCAGCUGACGGAAUAGUAACAGGAGACCCUUUGAUGCGUCAAGAACCGGAGGCGAUACAGGAAGCUAUGAGGCUAUACACUGAGCACCAAGCCGGCCCCUUUACGAUCGGUGGUGUUCAGUCAAGUGCUUUCAUGCCUUGUCUAGACGAGAAUGGCGCCAGAAAUGAAAGCUACAUCACAGAGCUUAUGCAUCGCUUCCUCUCGGGUCCUAAGGAUCGGGAUGAGGCUAUCCGCGAUAUCUUUGCACAGCCUGACUCUCCUACCUGCUCUCAGUUUAUGUUCCUUUGCCAGGCCAACCUUCACGAGACAGGGAAGAGUUUUGUUGGCCAGCAGCUCCACCCCGGUAAUUUUGUCAGCCUGGGUGUUAUUCAGGGCAUACCUUUCUCUCGUGGUAGCAGCCAUAUCUCGUCAGCCAACUCAGAAGAUAAGCCGAAUAUUGACCCCCGCUACUUCUCUCACCCCUUGGACUUGGAAAUCAUGGCACGCAAUUUGUUGGACGUCGAGAAGCUCCACAAGGCAGAGCCUCUGUCGCAAUUCCUCAAACCUAACGGGCGCCGAAAUCAUCCUGAUGCGUUCCUGACCGAUCUUGAAUCUGCCAAGAAGUACCUACGCGAUACUGCGUCGACAUCGUACCACUUUUGCGGUACCGCAGCUAUGCUACCGCGGGAAAAGGGCGGUGUCGUUGAUGAGAAGCUGCGGGUGCAUGGAACGACUAAUUUACGGAUCUGUGACUCAAGCAUUAUCCCGGUGAUCACCGUUGGUAACACCAUGACUGCGGUGUAUGCCGUGGCAGAACGAGGCGCAGAUAUCAUCAAGGCUGAUGCUUAA